Molecule: messenger RNA, 1626 nt
Organism: Monopterus albus (swamp eel)
Lineage: Eukaryota; Metazoa; Chordata; Actinopteri; Synbranchiformes; Synbranchidae
Gene: mtdha
Product: metadherin a
Exons: 12
Coding region: 108-1613 (501 amino acids)
Biological process (GO): positive regulation of angiogenesis; positive regulation of canonical NF-kappaB signal transduction; regulation of transcription by RNA polymerase II
Cellular component (GO): nucleus
Molecular function (GO): transcription coregulator activity
Source: RefSeq, a predicted model, not a curated record
CAGAUUAACAGUAGGGCACGAGCUCCAAGUGUAGCCACUCCUCCGUUAGCAUACGGAUGCUGGCAGUGAUAGCUAACAGUUAGCUGGUGUAUUUGCAAUUUCGUAGCAUGGCUGGAGACCUGCAAGGUUUUGCGCUGGAAAAAGCCGAACUGUUUUCCAGUCGUUUGAAGGAGCUCUUGUCUUCCGGGCAAGGCUAUGUUCGUGCUCAGUUCGGGGUGGAUUUGGGUCUGAAGCCCGAACUGUACCCGACGUGGGUGAUCCUGUCUACGGCUGCGGUGGGUCUGCUGUUGGUGCUCUGUCUGUCUUGGGCCGCAGUCUGUGGAGGUGUGUUCAUCGGGAAAAAACGGGGAUCCCCGAUCCCACAAAGCAGCAAUGAGCCUGUUAGUGCCAGUGCUGUUAAAACAGCCAAGCCGGAGGAACAGAAAAAGAGGAACAAGAAGAAAACGCCAGACAAGAAGACUCACUACAAUGGCCAGCCAGUGGCUGUAGCUCAGGAGGAAAUUAAGGUGGCAGAGGUGGUUUCCAAGUUGUCCCCCCAGACCAAAACUGAGAAGACACAGCCCCCAGCACAGGUGAAAAAGAACAAAAAGAAAACCAAGACAGAUGUGAAACCAGCCCAGCAGGUGUCUACAAGUGAUGGGAAGGAAGCUGAUGAUGGUGCAUGGGAGACCAAAGUCAGUAACCGAGAGAAGAGGCAGCAACGCAGGAAGGACAAGGGCCCUGAGGACUCUGGUAGCCCCGGAGGUGUUGAGGCCCCCAGAACUCCUGUGGCAGCACCUGUAGCCACAGCAUCUACCAACACAAAGAAGAACAGAGGAACUCAUGAGUCCCUCCAUUCGAGACCCACUGGAAAGGGGGAUGCAGCCAGCGGAUCUGUGCCCUCCAGCUGGAGAGAGGAGCCUUCAGUCAAUGGUGGAGGAUGGAGUGACAUUUCCUUGAAGCUCCCAGGUCAGAUGAGUGCUAUGGAGGGUACCAAGUGGAGCACCAUUUCCUCUGCUCCACAUUACAGGGCAUCAGCUGAGCCCCAGCGCUGGGGACAGGAGACACAAGUACCAGCAUGGAGUGGCAUUGAUGGCCGUACAAAGACUGACCUCAACCCAGUGUCCUAUUCCAUGCUGGGACUAAACACCACAGACCCAUUAUCAAAUUCAGUCGAGCUGCAGUGGGCGAGCCGCUCUGGUGUUGGCGAUGAAUGGUCUGGAUUCAAUGGGAUGGCAACGGUGGACCCCAGCUCUGACUGGAAUGCCCCAGCAGAGCACUGGGGAAACUAUGAAGACCCUCUUGUGUUAGUGACACAAGCCCCUCCACCAAAGGAACAGCCUGUCCCCAGCAAGGUAUCAGAGGAUGAGAAGGACACAGAGGAUGCAUCUGGGGGAGCGACCAAAUCCAAAAAGAAGAGGAAAAAGAAGAAGAAAACCGAUGAAGAGGCUGCUGCUGAGGCUCAGAUGGUAAGCUCAGUGCCCCUGGUCAGUGCAGUGCCCAAACUGCAAGAGCUCCCUGUGCUGGCUUCCAAAAAGCAGAAUCCCAGCAUAUCUUCCUCUCAGAAGAAGCCUGAGCAGAUUGUGGAGCCUCCGAAGCCGUCCCAGAAAAAAAAGGCCCGAAGGGAUACAUGAAGUCGCAUCACAG